Molecule: messenger RNA, 634 nt
Organism: Halteromyces radiatus
Lineage: Eukaryota; Fungi; Mucoromycota; Mucoromycetes; Mucorales; Cunninghamellaceae
Exons: 1
Coding region: 326-565 (79 amino acids)
Source: RefSeq, a predicted model, not a curated record
CACGUCAAUGUAAUUGAUUCCAUCUUCUGACGUAUUUUUUAUUCUUUGUUUGUGAAUGAAUUCUUUAUUUUUAUUUUAUGGAUAUGCUUACGGAAUACGUCGAUACGACACCGACAUUAUAUGGUCUCCCUAUGCUGAAAAUCAGGCGGCUAUGUGCACCUCUGAAAAUCAAGUUCAAUGAGAUAAUGAUGUAUCAAAGGUGGUGGAUAUCAUUUGCUACACUGUCUUGUUCGGUGUGCCUGGACCAUCAACGGCAAAAACAAAAGCUCUGAUUCGUCGUGGACUCACUUUCAAUGCCGCUGCCAAAAGAAAGUAUUACCAAGAUAUGGACUCUGAAUCUGACUCGUCGUUGGAACCGCUACCAAAAUUGAAGAGAAAAGCAAAGGAAACAACCCACAUGGAAAAACAAGAUGAUCUUGAAUUUGUGAUCAACUACCGGCGAAAUUUGACUGGAAAAAUGAACUGGAAAAUGUGCUUAGAAGCUGGUCAUAAAAAGAAACUUAAGCCAACGUUACUCCAACGGAGAAUCAUCCGAAGCUUCUUCUACAACGCUACCAAGAAAUGAUUUAUGCCCAUUAGCUUUUUUACCCUUUUCUGUGUAUAGUAUAGCAUAUUCACUAAUUACAAAAAAAAA